AUGGACUCAUUUUCUUCAGGUCGACCUUUUGACAAGGCAUGCCCCUCAGGCCUUCUUUUAGCUCUUCUUCUUGCCCAGAAAAACAUCCCCUCUGUUGUUCUAGAGUCAUGGCCGCAUCUUGACACGCGUCUACGAGCAACUCAGUAUGGAGUCCCCGCCACCCGCAUCUUCCGUCGCGCUGGCAUUCUUGAAGAUAUUCGCCAAGCCAGCAUCGCGAAAUUCCCUAGCAUAUGUUGGAGACGUGUCUCAGAUCACGAGAAGCUCAUUAGUCUGAAUCUAUCCCUUGUUGAGGAUGAUGCCGAUCGAAUGACAAUCUUACCCCUUGGCGAGAUCAUACAAAUCUUGUACAGGCAUUGCCUUGAGAGAGGAGGGGGAUUGAUCGACGUCAGGUUCAACAAUGAGGUUACCAAUGUCGGUCAGGACGAAAAGUCGGCCUAUGUUGAUGUCAACAUCAAAGGCCAAAACAAGACAGAGAAAGCGAGACUUAGUGCCGACUACGUCGUCGGGUGCGAUGGAGCAUCCAGUGCCGUGCGACGCUCACUUUAUGGUAGAGAAUGGCCAGGUCAGACACUGCCGUACCGGUUUGUUGUUCAAAAUGUCUACUACGAUGGCUUCCAAAAGCAUAAUUGGGAUGGCGGAAACUACAUGGUCGACAAUGAUCACUGGGGCCUCAUCGCCCGAAGAGGAAAAGGUGGUCUGUGGCGCGUCACCUACGGAGAUCCAGUCACGGGCCUGACGGACGAAGAGUACCUAGCCCGUCGACCUGCACACAUGAGAGCAAUGCUCCCAGGACAUCCCGACCCAGAUCAGUACCGAAUCGAACAGACAAAUCUAUACAACAUACACAAUCGCUGUGCUGAGAGCUUCAAGGUCGGCCGCGUAAUUCUAGCUGGUGAUGCAGCGCAUGUCUGCAACCCUAUGGGAGGAUAUGGCUGCAUGACUGCCGUCUUGGAUGUCGGUGGUCUGGCCGAUUGCUUCAUCGGGUACUACCACGGACUAGCGGACGAGGAUAUACUCGAUAAGUAUGCAGAGGUCCGACGGGAUAUCUUUGUCCGAUACGUUGAUCCCAGAUCGAUCAAGAAUCUCAAUCGUGUGGCGACAUCCGAUCCUCAAACUGUCUUGGAGACGGACAAGUUCUUUGGUAUCUUGAAGGAUCUUCAAAAAGAUGAAGAUAGCAUCAGAGCGUUUUUGUUGAAAGUCUCCAGUAUUGAAUAUGAUUUCACCAAGCAUUAUAAGAGCAACCACAACGGACUAGUUCUGUGA
Fusarium fujikuroi IMI 58289 is the source of this 1263-nucleotide messenger RNA. RefSeq names its product related to 3-(3-Hydroxyphenyl)propionate 2-hydroxylase. Gene Ontology annotation, molecular function: FAD binding. The transcript has 4 exons. NCBI's taxonomy places the organism in Eukaryota, Fungi, Ascomycota, Sordariomycetes, Hypocreales, Nectriaceae. Bases 1 to 1263 code for a protein of 420 amino acids. The record is from RefSeq and is a predicted model, not a curated record.